CAGAGACUAGCGUCCUACCCGCCACACCCCGAGCUCCUCCCCCCACAGUGGGCGCACCGGCCUACCCUGCAGAGCACACUUCUACAGAUCUGCCGCCUGCAACCGCGCGGAGUGGGGUGAUUGCAGUUUCCAGCGGCGGUCAGUUUGGUUAGGUUAACCGGUGCAACGGAAUGAGCGAUAAAGAGCGUUUGCAUCCAUCUGAAAAGAUGAACAUUCAAUCUGAGUAUUAUCUUGAAAGUCUCAUAAAUGAUGCUUAUAAAGGCAAAGGGUUUCAGAAAAUGAAUGAAUUAUUUGAAGACAGUGUAAUCUGUCCACCGCAGCAACAUGGCAAGAUGCUUUUAAAUGAAAUGGACAGACUGAUUAAUAAGGAACUUGAUCGCAAUGAAUUUGAACAUGUUUGUUUAUUACUGAAGUGUGUUCAGCACUUCUGCAAGAGUAAAUGCCAGCAAGGCUGGUCUCUGAUUGAGCAGGGGCUGGUUUCCAAGAUGGUUCUGUGGUUUGAAAGAGCCCUGGAGUUUCUGAAGAUUUGUAAAGACAAAAAAUCUGUAAUUCUUGCUCUUGUGGAAGAUUUUUUUGCUACUAUUGUGGAUAUUUGUAAGUGUGGCAGUGAGGAGGGCAUAAAAGCAUUACAGGAUUCAUUCUUGCUGACACUUGGUUAUGUAAUUAUGGAAAAGUGGCCAGGUGUUUGUAUUCGAUUAGAGGCACUAAAGACCCUCAACUGCAUUAUUGAUAAUGUCCCACGGGAUGACAGGAAAAAAUUUUGCUCAUCUGAAGAGCUGUGCGAACUAAUGCAAAGUAUGGCCAGAAAACUGUUUGAAGUUGGAGAUUAUGACGUACAGGUUGCGAUGACUGAAGUCCUGUGCAGGAUGGCAACAAAAAAAACAAGGGAUAAUUUUGCUACUCGAUGGUUUGAAGAUGGCUGUAUUGCGAAAGCCUUCCAGGAUAUCAACGAAAAGGACUUUGAAACCGAUUCCCGGAAAUUUUUGAAUUAUCUUAAUUCCAGGUUUCAAGAUAAAUGGGUCUACACCUUUCCCUGUCACCAUAUUUAUACUGAUGUGGAAGAGUUGGUACAACCUCAGGAUGAAAAACUUGAACACUUCUGGAUUGAUUUUAAUGUUGUCAGCCAGUGUGUUUCCUUCUACGUUCAAAAUAAAGAGAGCAACCUCUGGGAUUCAGUGAGACUUUACAAGGACAUGCUCAUUGGUUACGGCUUGCAAGCUGCUGAUGGACUGCAAAUUCUAAACAUAUACUUGAAGAGCCCUCUGACUGUUAGUUUGAUGGGGAUAAAACACUUCAAGAUUUUUUUUGAAAAUAUUCUUGAUAUUUAUACAGGCAUUGUCAAAACCUACGGCCGGGAACUUCAAAUAAUUUCCAGUGUGCAGAAUGACUAUCUAACUUCUACUCCUGUCGCAACAAGUACUGUGAAAACUCUGAGUGCAGCACCCCAGCAGAGGAUAAUAAAUCAGUCGAACAUAAGUAAAAGUGCUGAUACGUCGGACAUAGUCCAUUUCAUAGAAGGUUAUCACUCAGCUGCUAAAUUGAUCUUGUCAUCCCCAGAGAAAGUUACUGAUGUAAACGAUUCACAAGAUAUUUUCGAAGAUUCCUGUGAAGCGUCUAUUCCCACUACUGGCGAGAGUACAUCUGCAUUCAGUCUUAUUGAUACCACUAGAGUUGUCUCGUCAACUGAGCAGAACGGAAUUCCAGAGCUAUCUACCAAGGUCUUUACACCAAGCACUAGAAAAACAAAGAGACUGUCACCAGACAAGCUCCUAACAUCAAGCUCUAGAGAAACAAAAGACCAGUCGCCAGACAAGCUCUUGACAAGCACUAGAGAAACAAUUGUACAGUCACCAAAGAAGCUCAUAAGUACGGAAGAAACAAAAGUACAGUUGCCAAACAAGCUCUUAACAGCAAGCGCUAGAGAAAUGAAAGGACCGUCGCCAAACAAGCCUGCCUCACAAAAAUCUGAAUUUGACUUUGCAGAUUCACCGGAGUCUGUCCCACAUAUCAAGGUGUCCAUUGCAGAGGAGAUCCUUUUCAGCAUGGUGCCUGCUUCUAACAGGCAUAGUGGUGAUACACCGAGAAGAACCAGGUCACAAGAUUCCAAGAAAAAGGUUGUGAACUACAGAGAGUUCGAUUCUAUCGAUAGUGAUGAUGCAGUCAGUAUCGUUCAAAGUGAAGAAAAUUGGAGCGUGGAAAGUAAGAAGAGAUUCUUAACACCACGUGCAGUCUAUAGCCGCAAGAAGCAGAAGAGUAAAAGUAAACUGAGAGUGCUGCCGUUAUCUUCAGAAAGUAGCAGUGAUGAAGAAAUGGAAGCCAAAAAAAGUGCCGAUCGUUUGAACAAAGAGACAAACAAUGAAUGUGGCAAAGCAGAAAGCUUAGCAUUCUCAGAUCUUCCAGGGGUCUCCGGUCUUCUCACACCCAGAGAUUCUGCCAAGCAAAGAUCCACAGCAGCACUUCCAAAGGAGUCUCAUUCUUCAGGCAAAGCUGAGGAUUUCAAGAGGAAGAGAAAGCCAUCUAGCGAUGAGGACCAUGGAGAUAUUACAUUUCAACCGCGUAAACUUUUCAGUUCAUGUGAGAGAACACAAGAAGAAAUGAGUGAAGAGGAUUCUCAUUCACCUUUUGGAAGCCUCACUGGAGACCUUAAAAAUAAAAUUAUGUCUAGAUAUAAAAGAAUGGGAGCUCGGACUCAGAAUGUGCUGUCAAUGUUACAAUUAGAAGUUUCUAAUUUGAUAGAUAAAAUACAACAGGUCAAUUUCCGUAAACUAACUCAUGUUAACAAGAUUAUUGAACAAGAAGUUUCCAAGUUUGAAACUGAAACUCAAGCUUUAAAAGACAUAGAAAAGGAAACAUUGGAGUUUUUGGAGGCAGAAACAAUGACAAUUAAUGCGUUUUGUGCAAAUCAAAGACAAAGAAUUGAAGAAAUUGAUUCUGCACUCAAUGGGACUGUGCACAUACGGUCAGAGGUAAGACUUUAAAGAAGACCAAAUAACUGAUGUCUGAAGCAAAUAGCGGCUGUCAAAAUCAAUGUGAAGUUUUUUGACCCAACCAGUUUUGUGAUUUGUAUUUUGUUAUGUUGUGACUGUUGUUAGUCCGUUAAUUUUGGACAAUGUUAGUCUUGAUUUACUUGCAUUAUGGUUUGGACUGUAAUUAGUGCAUUAAAAACGAAAGCAUCACUUCACAA
Molecule: messenger RNA, 3184 nt
Organism: Pseudophryne corroboree (corroboree frog)
Lineage: Eukaryota; Metazoa; Chordata; Amphibia; Anura; Myobatrachidae
Gene: SYCP2L
Product: synaptonemal complex protein 2 like
Exons: 34
Coding region: 171-2978 (935 amino acids)
Biological process (GO): meiotic nuclear division; mitotic G1 phase
Cellular component (GO): lateral element; condensed chromosome, centromeric region
Source: RefSeq, a predicted model, not a curated record